CUAUAUUUUUAUUAUUGUUUAAAGUUUGUUUUAAAAAAAAAUGUUGAAAAUUGUUAAACAAGUGACACUGGUUCCUAGAACACAAUAUUUUAUGUUUUACUCUACUGCUGCUUUGCCCAGGACAAAGGUGCAACAUGAAGUCAAAGAAGAAACAAAAUCAAAUUCCUCUUUUAUGGCCAACAUAUUUCGCGGAAAUUUGGUAUCAGCUCAAGUAUUUCCUUACCCCGACGUACUUAGUCCGGAAGACAAGGAACUUACCAUCAGCUUACAGGAUCCCAUUUCAAGAUUCUACAAAGAAUUUAAUGAUGCUGCCAAAAGUGAUGAAAAUUGCAAAACUGAUGAUAAAACCCUAGAUAAGCUGUGGGAAUUGGGAUGUUUUGGUGCUCAAGUUUCGCACGAUUAUGGUGGUAUGGGAAUAAACAACACACAAUAUGGACGUCUGGGUCAGAUUGUAGGAUAUAAUGAUUUGGGCUUGGCCAUCACUUUGGGUGCCCAUCAAAGUAUUGGUUUCAAAGGCAUUCUGCUGUAUGGCACUUCGGAACAAAAAGCUAAAUAUUUGCCGCAAGUAACCACCGGAAAGAUAUAUGCUGCUUUUGCUUUAACAGAGUCCAGUGCUGGUUCAGAUGCUAGCUCUAUAAAAAGCAAAGCAGUCUUGUCAGCCGAUGGUAAACAUUAUGUGUUGAAUGGUACUAAAAUUUGGAUAUCCAAUGGUGGUUUUGCCAAUAUUUUCACGGUAUUUGCUCAAACUGAGGUUGUGGACAAAGCCAGCGGUGCCAAGAAGGAUAAAGUUACAGCAUUUAUUGUAGAACGGGCAUUUGGCGGAGUAACCAAUGGGCCACCUGAAAAGAAAAUGGGCAUUAAUGCCUCCAGCACUACAGAAGUGUACUUUGACAAUGUUAAAGUACCCGUUGAAAAUGUAUUGGGCGAAGUUGGUGAAGGCUUUAAGGUGGCCAUGAACAUUUUAAAUACUGGUCGUUAUGGCAUGGGCGCCAUAUUAUCCGGCAGCAUGAAGUACUGCAUUGAAAAGGCGGUCGAUCAUGUUAACAAUCGUGUUCAAUUUGGUAAAAAACUCAAGGAGUAUAAGGGCAUACAAGAAAAGAUUGCCCAAAUGAAUGUGAUACAAUACGUAACAGAAUCAAUGGCAUUUACCAUAUCCCAGAAUAUGGAUGCAGGCAGUCAAGAUUAUCACUUAGAGGCGGCCAUUUCAAAAGUAUUUGCCUCCGAAGCAGCCUGGUACGUAUGUGAUGAAGCUAUACAGGUGCUCGGCGGUAUGGGUUACAUGAAAGAAGCUGGUCUUGAACGUGUUUUGCGUGAUUUACGUAUUUUCAGAAUUUUCGAAGGCACCAAUGAUAUUUUAAGAUUGUUUGUGGCUUUGACAGGCAUACAAUAUGCUGGCUCUCAUUUGAAAGAAUUGCAAAAGGCCUUCAGAAAUCCAGCUGCUAAUUUUGGUUUUAUAUUUAAAGAAGCUUCGCGACGUGCUGCCAGCACUGUGGGUAUUGGUGGCACAGAUUUAUCACCUUUUAUUGUAAACGAGUUACAAGAUCAUGGCAAGGCCACUGCCGAAUGUAUAGACUUGUUUGGCCAAUCGGUGGAGUCUCUACUAAUCAAAUAUGGCAAAAAUAUUAUACAUGAACAAAACGUCCUUAAUAGAUUAGCUAAUGCUGCCAUCGAUAUAUUUACAAUGGUUGUGGUAUUGUCACGUUCCAGCCGAGCAGUGCAGAAAAACCUACCCACUGCUCAUCAUGAGCUAAAUAUGACAAAAGCUUGGUGCUACCAGGCCAAUGAAAGAUGUCGAACAAAUCUACGCAAUGCUACAUCAAGCCAACAGCUUUUGCAUUAUGAACUAUUAUCGGAUAUAGCUGAAAAAGUAACAGAAACUGGCGCCGUAAAUACAACUCAUGUGCUUGAAUAAAGAAUUACGAAACGAUUACAAUUUAUUAGAUAUCCAUCCUAUGCAUGAUUUUUUAUAUAUUUAUACACUUAUUUACUCAUACAUAUUUUAAACAUAUUCAAGAAAUAACCACGAUAUUAUAGACUAUAUUUCCUUCUUAUUUAUAAUCAAUUUUUAAAUUUAUAACUUGGAUUUAUGUUCGAAAUAGAAAGUUAACUUUAAGGGUACCUUUUACUAAUUCGAACAUAAAGGCAAGUUUUAAUAAUGGCCCUAAAAGGUUUAAAAACGAAAUUUCAUAAACCUCUGAUAAAUUUAAAAUUUUAAUAUGAAUAAGGCCUAAAAACAUUUUUUAAACAUGACUUUAAAAUAAUGUGCUAAUAAUAUAUUGAAUAUAAUCAUUUUCUUUUAUUUAUCCUGCCAUA
Calliphora vicina (urban bluebottle blowfly) is the source of this 2313-nucleotide messenger RNA. Its product is annotated as very long-chain specific acyl-CoA dehydrogenase, mitochondrial-like. The transcript has a single exon. The record is from RefSeq and is a predicted model, not a curated record. Bases 41 to 1912 code for a protein of 623 amino acids. Gene Ontology annotation, molecular function: very-long-chain fatty acyl-CoA dehydrogenase activity; flavin adenine dinucleotide binding; fatty-acyl-CoA binding. Lineage: Eukaryota; Metazoa; Arthropoda; Insecta; Diptera; Calliphoridae.